Solanum lycopersicum (tomato) is the source of this 2601-nucleotide messenger RNA. RefSeq names its product pentatricopeptide repeat-containing protein At1g74900, mitochondrial. Gene Ontology annotation, molecular function: protein binding. NCBI's taxonomy places the organism in Eukaryota, Viridiplantae, Streptophyta, Magnoliopsida, Solanales, Solanaceae. The record is from RefSeq and is a predicted model, not a curated record.
UAAAAGCUUGUAAAAUACAAAUUAUUAGGUAACACUUCUUUGUAAUUAUUAACUUCUUAGCGCCAUAGUCCGGAGAACGGUGAAAUGUUGAAUCUGCACCGAACCCUCAUAGUACCGCUGAAUCCCAUUUCUACCACCCUCAGCCACUUCGCCACUCUUCCACCACCGUCGCAACCACUGCCGCCGUCACAGCUACCACCGGACCCCGUCGUAAUCUCCACCCUCAUACUUCAAUCCAGCCCAGAAUCAUUAUCAGAUACCCUUCACACCCUCACGCAAUGGACACCGGACCUCGUCCAGUCUGUACUAAAGCGUCUGUGGAACCACGGCCCGAAAGCCCUCCAAUUUUUCAACCUCCUCGAUCACCACCGUUCGUAUACUCACUCCACCAUAGCCUUCGAUCACGCCAUUGACAUCGCUGCUCGGAUGCGCGAUUACAAGACUAUGUGGAAACUUGUGGCCCGAAUGCAGUCUCGGCGGCUUGGCCCGAACCCGAAGACAUUCGCUAUCAUCACUGAGAGGUAUGUCUCCGCUGGGAAAGCUGAUAAAGCUGUGAAUGUUUUCCUGUCUAUGCAUAAACAUGGUUGCCCUCAAGAUUUGAGUUCUUUCAAUGCAUUUCUCGACGUGCUUUGCAAAUCAAAACGGGCCGAGAUGGCUCUUAAGUUGUUCAAGAUGUUUAGGAGCAGGUUUAAAGCUGAUACAAUUAGUUAUAAUACACUUGCGAAUGGGUUUUGUUUAGUUAAGAGGACACCCAAAGCACAGGAAAUUUUGAAAGAAAUGGUAGAGAGAGGUCUUAAUCCGACCAUAACUACAUAUAAUAUAAUGCUUAAUGGGUUCUUUAGAGCAGGGCAGAUUAAGGAAGCUUGGGAAUUCUUUUUGCAGAUGAAGAAGAGGAAAUGUGAUAUUGAUGUCGUGACUUACACUACUUUAGUUCACGGGUUUGGUGUUGCGGGUGAGGUUGAGAAGGCUCAAAAGUUGUUCAAUGAGAUGGUGGGGGCUGGUAUACUUCCCUCUAUUGCAACUUAUAAUGCUCUGAUACAAGUUAUGUGUAAGAAAGAUAGUACCGAAAAUGCUAUUUUAGUUUUCAAUGAGAUGUUGAGGAAAGGUUAUUUGCCGAAUGCCACAACUUAUAAUGCCAUUAUAAGGGGAUUGUGCCAUGUCGGAAAAAUGGACAAUGCUAUGGAGUAUAUGGAUAAGAUGAACGAGGAUGGGUGUGAACCAAAUGUUCAGACUUAUAAUGUUGUCAUCCGAUACUAUUGUGAUGAAGGGGAAAUUGAGAAGAGCCUGAGGGUGUUUGAGAGGAUGAGUACCGGGCAUUGUUUACCUAAUUUGGACACAUACAAUAUCUUGAUAAGUGCAAUGUUUGUGAGGAAGAAAUCAGAUGAUCUAUUAGUGGCUGGGAAAUUAUUGACUGAAAUGGUUGACAGAGGGUUUCUUCCUCGAAAAUUUACCUUCAACCGGGUCCUAAAUGGUCUUUUGCUAACUGGUAAUCAAGAUUUUGCAAAGGAGAUUUUGAGGUUGGUAAGCAAAUCUGGCCGCCUCCCCUGUCAUUUUAAAUUGUGAGCACAACAGCAUAGGUAUGAUAUCAAACUUACUGCCCUUUUGAAGCCUAAUGAAACAGUAAAGCUCUAAAUCUGUGAUGGGUUUGUCACGUGCCAUGGACAGGCAUGAUGAACAUGAAGAGUUUGAGAUGAACAUGACUUUAAAAGCAUGCCAUUAUCUUUAUGCAGCAGCUCAUGAGCAUGUUUGUCGUGUCUCGUGAAAUUCAAUAGUGUGGUAAGAUGUGGAUAAGUAUGAUGAAUGUGAAGAAUUUGAGAUGAAAAUCUGUGAUGCUCAGACUCCAAAAAUGUUGCUGUACCGUGGUAGACCCUAACAUGCACAACUUUGGAAAGAUCUAACAUGCACCCGUCAGCAUUUUUAAAGAGUCCGAGCUUCAUAGAUGAAAAUAACUUAAAAAGCACACUGUUAUCCUUAUACAGCAACUCAUGGGCACAGAGACUUGGCAUUGAUAAGGGUUUGUGUUGUUUAGCAGGGUACUCUGACUGUGGCCCAUGACUCGAAGGAGGUGCAUCUCAAAGUGUUCCCAUUUUAACUUGUAUUAGAUAAUUUAUUACUUCUUGGUAUUGAUAUAUCCGCCACAGAGAAAGGACAGUAACAUCCAGUUAAAAUCACAUCCACGUAUACAGGUACCAAAAACCGAGUAAAAGCUAGCACAGCAGAAACCAACAGCAACAGAGGAGAAAGAAGCUGAAAUAGCAUCAGCAGACAAGAAGCCAAUGGCAGGGAAGAAGUUACUAGAGUGCAGCUGGUGCUGACAAGAAGAGGACGACGAAGAAGCCACUGGCUGGGAAAUUAUUGACAGAGAAUUUCGUCCUCGAAGAUUUACCUUCAAUCUCCUAAAUGGCCUCUAUUAACUGGUAAUCAAGAUUUUGCUAAGGAGAAAUUUUGAGACUUUGACUUGCAAAUUGUGCAGAUUGUGGUGCACAAUUUCAUCCAACAAUCUCAAAAGUGUCCCUUUUUGGUUCCACCAGAUAAUUCUCUACUUCUUAUUUAUACAUCAUAUAUUAUUAUAUUAUUAUUAUUAUUUAUUUAUUUAUAUAU